AUGUUUGCUGCCUUUGUGGAAAACGCCACCAGUGGAGCCAAAAUGAUGCGGCGGCGAAGGCGAACAGAUCCCAAGGACGCCAUCAUAGGUGGCAGCAGCAGCAACGUCGUACUGCAACCACUUCAGGGGGGUCGACGACCCAACAGGCGGCGGCCCAGACAAUCCGGGGCUGUGGCAGCAGGGCUCGCCUCUUCCGCGCUUGCCUACCUCCUCGUCCUCUUCCUCCCCCCUGGAACCAUGCCAUCAGCCUCGGCCUUUACCGCUUCUUCUGUGCUGUUGUCGCCAUCGACAGCCCUCGCAGGUAGUGCUGCAUCGCGUGUCGUCGGCGGAGCAAGCGGCCUUCGAAGACGAGGGCAACAGCAACAGCAACAGCAGCACGGGGGGAGAAGGGUGACGGGCAGAGGCGGGUUGUCGACGGCAGUCAUGGCAGCGGGCUGGCGGGACAAAGAGGACGGCCCUGCAAUCGACCCCUUCGACGAGGGGAAAAUGAACGCGCAAGGACAGCACGUUAUCAACUGGUAUCCGGGGCACAUCGCCAAAGCGGAGCGGCAGCUCCAGGACUAUCUCAACAUGGUGGACGUAGUGGUCGAGGUCCGCGACUGUCGCAUUCCCGCCGCAACAACACACCAGCUGGUUCCCUCGUGGGUUGGCAAAAGGCCUCUCAUCGUGGUGCUGAACCGAGUGGACACCGCUUCCCCCACUGCCGUGGAGCAGUGGAAGAAGUACCUCGUGGCUGAGGGUGGCCUGCGUGCUGAUAACCGCGGGGGGAACGUUCCAGUAUUCUUCGUGGACUCGAAGCGAGGCAGGGGGGUGCACGAGAUCAAGAAGGCGGCGCUGAAGGCCGGGUCUAGGGUCAACGAUCGGCGGGUUCGAAGGGGCAUGAAUCCGCGGAGCGUUCGGGUGGCCGUGAUCGGCUUCCCCAACGUGGGGAAGAGCGCUCUCAUCAACAGGCUCAUCGGAAAGAAGGUAGCCAAGUCCAUGAACAAGCCGGGCGUCACCAAGAAGAUGAACUGGGUGCGGCUCGGCGGGAAGGACACCAAGCCUGAGCAAAACCUGGAACUCCUGGACUCUCCGGGGAUCAUCCCCGCUAGGCAAGAGGACCAAAACCAAGCCCUCAAGCUCGCCAUCUGCAACGACAUCGGGCAGGCCUCGUACGACACUCAGGUAGUGGCGGCGAAGAUGAUCGACCAGCUCGUGGAGACAGCGGUGCAGUUCCCGGGGUAUGUGAGUCUCGACGCCGUCGCUACGCGGUACGGCAUCGACCCUAGGAGACACUCCGGGGAGGAAUACCUGCACCUCGUCGCGCAGAAAAUGUAUUUCGGGGAGAAAAACUCUGCGGCAGACAAGCUCUUGGGCGACUUCCGAAAAGGCCACCUGGGCUCCCUCUCCUUGGAGGCUCCCCCUCGAGCCAACGCCGCCCACAACAGGCUUCCCCUCAAGCCGGGAUUGGAGGCCGGUGGCGCUAGCGGGGCGGGGGCGGGCACCUCCCGGGACGCCGCCGGUCGGCCAAUGGGCGGCGGCAAUAUGCGGGAACCCGGGGGAGGUGUGGAGGAUGAGGAGGUGGAGUUUGGGGCGGCCGCGAAGGAGGCGAGGGAGUUUGUCGGAAGCGGGGAGUUCGAGGGCUGGUGAUCGCUCGAGCGGGGUACGCUUACAGUAUGAUGCAGUUGUGUUAAGCAUCGGAAAUGUCAUCGGGUGUAUGGGUUCUGACUCAGUUGGUGAAGGGGGCGAGGUAGGUGACUACCGCGAUCUAGAUCACGAUGUUUUUUGUUCGUUUCGUUUGGGCUGUUCACGGGAUCGUCAUGCACGUAGUUCCAGAGAGGACUGCUGUGCUUGUCCUAAUCUGAUGUUUUAUGUCGUAGGUCAUUGUCGGUCUUGUUCUCGUCGCUGGCAGCGCAUUAGACGUGGAGCAAGCGAGUUGACUGCGUAGACGGAAUUGGACAUUUUCGUGUGUUGGUGGGAGAUGAGUCCGGAAGUGGCAGAAGGGCCGAAUCUCUUCAGCCUCACAGCCACUACGUCGCGCACCCCUGGAGUGCUAUAGCAUGUCUCGCACGACAAUGUCGACGGUUCUCUUACCCCCACAGCAAACCAAGACGCAACGCGCACGCACAUGCGUUACCCUGUGAUCGAUACAUGCUGGAAGCGCGACUGGGCAUUUGUGGCCG
Ectocarpus siliculosus is the source of this 2162-nucleotide messenger RNA. The record is from the annotation of a GenBank genome assembly. NCBI's taxonomy places the organism in Eukaryota, Phaeophyceae, Ectocarpales, Ectocarpaceae.